Messenger RNA from Aspergillus aculeatus ATCC 16872, 1691 nucleotides. Its product is annotated as glycoside hydrolase family 71 protein. The transcript is spliced from 4 exons. Gene Ontology annotation, molecular function: glucan endo-1,3-alpha-glucosidase activity. The coding region runs from base 121 to 1548 and encodes 475 amino acids. Gene Ontology annotation, biological process: mating projection tip cell wall disassembly. Lineage: Eukaryota; Fungi; Ascomycota; Eurotiomycetes; Eurotiales; Aspergillaceae. The record is from RefSeq and is a predicted model, not a curated record.
GGGAUCUUGUUCUCUAUCUCAAUCAAUGAAUUGGGGAUUACACACGCUGGUCGGGUGUCAGCUUCGCUCGUGAGAACGUUCCAACAUACAUACAUCAACACCACCGCUGCCACCACCACUAUGGGACGAUUCGGGGAUUUCCUGGAUCGCGUCCACCAACAUGUCAAAGAGAAGUAUGGAUCACCACCUGCUCCUCCUCAACCCUUCAACCCUCCUUCGAACCAGCCAAGUAGUCCCUGGCCGACACAAGAGACCGCUCCUACUUUUUCUCCAGGAACAAGCCCUGCGGUCGCCAGAACUGGACCACAGACAGUGUUUGCGCAUUUCAUCGUGGGAUGCGCGGCUACCAUGACCCCCGAACAAUGGGAGUCGGAUAUCAUCGAGGCCCAAAAGUGCCAUAUUGAUGGCUUUGCGCUCAACAUCGCCCCUCAGGAUAGUUACACCGACCAUGUCCUGGAAAAUGCGUACAGUGCGGCGGAAAGGGUCGGGAAUUUCACCCUAUUCCUUUCCUUCGACUAUGGUUCGGGGGGCCCAUGGCCGGUGGACCGUGUCAUUCACUACAUCAACACCUUCGCACACCGCAGCCCCCAGUAUUUCUAUCAAGGAAAGCCACUGGUUUCCACCUUUAUCGGCGUCUCAAGCGCCGGAGACUGGGUCGACAUCAAGCGCGCCACGAAUUGUUUCUUCGUCCCUAGCUGGCCCGACUGCGGCCCUGCCGCCAUCGCCAACUACCUCGACAUUGUGGAUGGUGCUUUCAGUUGGGACGCAUGGCCCGUAGGCGCUGAGCAGAAGAACACCGCCCACGAUGAACACUGGAUGCAGUCCUUGGCUGGUCGACCGUACAUGAUGCCCGUUUCACCGUGGUUCUACACGAACUUGCCCCAAUGGGACAAGAAUUGGCUGUGGCGCGGCGAUGAUCUCUGGCACUAUCGGUGGGAGCAGGUGAUGAGAUUGCAGCCGGCUUGGGUUCAGAUCAUUAGCUGGAACGACUACGGCGAAGCACACUAUAUCGGACCCAUCCACGAGGCCGGGGUACCUGAUGGAGCCGGUCGCUAUUGUUUUGGACACCCUCACGACGCAUGGAGGGCACUUUUGCCCUAUUACAUUGACGCUUACCGGAACGGCGGCGUGGUGGACCCCAACCAGCCUCGACCUCACUUGUCCUUUGCGGAUAAGAUUGUGUACUGGUAUCGCACGAACCCCAGUUAUGCUGGCAGUACCAAUGGGACGACCGGCAAUAACCCGGGGGUGGGCCAAAAGGAAUUGCACCCGGGUGAGGUAUCUCAGGAUCGGGUGUUUGUCAGCGUGAUUGUGGGAAGCCCGAGCGAAAUUCACAUCCAGAUCGGGGAUGGAACGCCCAGUAUCGUAGAAGCCUCGGGGGCGGGCGUUCAUCACUGCUCGGUUCCAUUCGAUGGAGAAACAGGCCCCGUGCAGAUCAUGAUUGUGCGCGACGAGCAGGUGAUGGCAUCGGCAACUGGACCGGCCAUUACAGAGGAAUGCCAGGAUGGCAAUGUGAACUGGAACUGUUAUGUAGGUUCAAGCGACUAGAUGGGGUUGGUAUGGCGACAUCAUGGAUCGGAUCGCUUAUCGUGAAAGCAGUUUCCGGAUAAGAAGGAUAGCUGAUUAGAGCGGAUGAUGACUGUAAAUAAGGCGAUGUCACUUGGCAUGAUUGAUGGUACAGAAUGAUAGAU